Messenger RNA from Cherax quadricarinatus, 617 nucleotides. The record is from RefSeq and is a predicted model, not a curated record. NCBI's taxonomy places the organism in Eukaryota, Metazoa, Arthropoda, Malacostraca, Decapoda, Parastacidae.
CUCCUGUUCAACCUUGUGAUCCUCUCACCAAUAUUUUGGUCAGUUCACAUUUGCGUUUUCCCCUCACCCUCCCUCUCUUCCCACAACCCUUCUACUGGACUCACAAUUCCCUGUUACUCACAUCACAGUUAAAUAUGGUGACUCAAUCUGUUUGUCACUGUGACCUUAUUCAGUUGUUUUCCCUGAGUAAUUUUCUUGGACAGCUGAGUAUAAAUAACCCAGAAGCUGAGGACGGUGGUCAGUUGUCUCAGAGCACUUCGUCAGUCAACAUGAUUGGUAAAGUUUGCACCCUGAUUGUCAUGUGUGUGAUGAUUGUGAUGGCCAGCGCCGGCAGGUUUGGUGGAGGCUACAGUGGUGGUCGUGGUGGUUUUGGUGGAGGUGGCUUCGGUGGAGGAGGAGGAGGUUUUGGUGGUUACGGAGGUAGCGGAGGCUUCGGUGGUGGAUUUGGAGGUGGAUCUGGACGCAGAUAUGGUGGAUACGGCAAAUAAACAAGAGUCUUCACUUAAUCAACAAUCAAUUAGAAUGUUUUCCAAUUUUUUUCCCCAACAAUAUAAUGUAAUUAAGAAUAUUUAUUGUAUUGAACUUUAAAUACUAUGUAAUAAAAUUUAUUUCCUGCA